CCCCGGAGCGCUCUAACAGCGCCAUUAUAGACCCUCCUCCGCGCGUCGAGCUUACUACCUUCCCCUCCGCACCCUGCUCCUAUGAUCCCCCGUGCCACAAAGUCUCUCGCGUCGGCCGCCGGACGCCGGUCUUUCUCGCAAUCCGCGUCCCGACGCAAUUAUGACGCGACGAUACAGAACCUCCUCAUCCACAAAGAUACCAAGGUCCUCUGUCAGGGCUUCACCGGAAAGACAGGCACUUUCCAUGUCAAGGAGGCUCUCGCAUAUGGCACGAAAAUGGUAGGUGGUGUGUCCCCCAGCAAAGCUGGCCAGACGCAUCUGGGCCUUCCGGUGUUUGGUACCGUGAAAGAGGCCGUUCGCGACACGCAGCCCGAUGCCACUGUCCUCUACGUGCCACCACCAUUCGCUGGAGACGCGAUCAUCGAGGCCAUUGAGAAUGAAAUCGGCCUCAUUGUCUGCAUCACAGAGGGCAUCCCUCAGGCCGACGAGAUCAGGGUUGCACAAGCACUCAAGAGCCAGUCGAAAUCGCGUCUUGUUGGGCCCAACUGCCCUGGUAUCAUCAACCCUGAGGGUUGCAAGAUGGGUAUCCAACCAGGACACAUCCACAAACCGGGUAACAUCGGUAUCGUCUCUCGGUCCGGCACCCUGACAUACGAGGCUGUCGCACAAACAACGGGCGUUGGCCUCGGUCAGUCGCUUUGCAUUGGUAUCGGUGGCGACCCAUUCCCGGGCACAAAGCACAUCGACUGCAUCAAGCUCUUCCUGGAUGACCCCAGGACGGAAGGUAUUGUUAUCAUCGGUGAGAUUGGUGGCUCGAUGGAGGAGGAUGCCGCGGAGUACUUGGAGCAGUACAACAAGACGCGCAGCAAGCCCAAGCCUGUGGUCGGCUUCAUCGCUGGACGCACAGCUCCUCCGGGCCGGCGCAUGGGACACGCCGGUGCCAUUAUCUCCGGCGGCAAGGGCGCCGCCUCGGAUAAGGUCGCCGCGCUCGAGAAGGCCGGUGUCAUCGUCACGAACAGCCCAGCAUUGAUCGGCGCGGAGAUGCUGAAGGCCAUGAAAGCCGCGGGCUUUUGAGUGUCGAGGCUGAGUCUCGACCUCCGAGAGACAUCAGGCGGUUCAGUGAAUGCUGUAUAGGGUCAUCUUAGUUACGUAAUUAGAGUGCAUCAAUACUAUUAUUCGGGACUCCCUUGCCUCUCUCAUUUACGCUC
Messenger RNA from Postia placenta MAD-698-R-SB12, 1208 nucleotides. RefSeq lists its product as hypothetical. The record is from RefSeq and is a predicted model, not a curated record. Gene Ontology annotation, cellular component: succinate-CoA ligase complex (ADP-forming); mitochondrion. Gene Ontology annotation, molecular function: succinate-CoA ligase (ADP-forming) activity; succinate-CoA ligase (GDP-forming) activity. Lineage: Eukaryota; Fungi; Basidiomycota; Agaricomycetes; Polyporales; Adustoporiaceae. The coding region runs from base 82 to 1074 and encodes 330 amino acids. Gene Ontology annotation, biological process: tricarboxylic acid cycle. The transcript has 9 exons.